AUGAGUUCUCCCGUGAGGGACGUCGAGGUGAACGUGGUGUCCAGUCCGGAGUCCACCAGCAGGAAUAACUCUCCGGAACCGGACAGCUACAGACUUAUCAGCCACAGCUCGGGCGUCACUACGUGCUUCCCGGUGAUCAAGACUAGUGAGGAGGAUGAGCGCGGGGAGAAGGACGCGAAGGCGACGGCCACGCAGAAGACCUCCAGCGGUUCCACCAAUUUCUCCAUCUCCAGCAUCCUGUCCAGGACGGAGCCGACGGUGAAGAAGAAUGGGUUCCUGCAGGGGGUGCAAAACGGGCAGAGCAUCUUGGAGACGGGGUUGGCGGCUGGUUCCGACAGUGCCGUGUUGUCAAGGCUAGGCCUUAUGUCACAUUUUGGCGCUCUAGCGGCGGCAAGUAGCAGAUAUGCAGCGCUGUGCGGCACACCGACUGACCCCAGAACAUUGCCGUGGUACUGGGGCAGAAUACCCUCACAAAUUCCUCAGGAUAAGCCUAGCCCAAAAGGUGGCUCGACGAACGACGACCAAAGUCCGCCUACGUCCCCCCGCGACAACCAAACCACCAACAACACGGAAAGUCGAUCCUCCAGACCGUCGUCCCCGUCGGACCACCAGAGAUCGCCCACGUGUAGCCCACACCAGCCCAACACGUUACCUUCAUCCCAUCCCGCUUUCCUAGACCAGAACUACCUGAACAUGCGUUCCAAAAGCCCCUUCAGGGAGUCCGACAACAUGGUAAUCGACGAGGAAGUCGACGACGAAGAGAGCGACUACGACAACGACAAAGAUAAGAAAGUCCAGAGCUCCAGCAUGAGCCCCGGCAACUCCUUGUCUAACAAGAGGAAAAAGAAAACGAGGACCGUCUUCUCCAGAUCGCAAGUGUUCCAGUUGGAAUCAACCUUCGACAUGAAGAGGUACCUAUCCUCUUCGGAAAGAGCGGGAUUGGCGGCUAGUCUUCACCUAACGGAAACCCAAGUGAAAAUAUGGUUCCAGAACAGGAGGAACAAAUGGAAAAGGCAACUGGCCGCCGAACUGGAAGCUGCGAAUAUGGCUCACGCCGCCCAGAGGUUGGUCAGGGUGCCGAUCUUGUACCACGAAUCAGCCAACUCCUCUAUACGCCACCCCUUCGAACAAAACCACCCGCUAGGACUCCAUCAUCCUCUAGACGGCAGCAGAGAAGCCGGAAGUGCGGGUAACAGCUCCGUGGUGACGUCCACAGGGUAUCCGAGUUCCCUGUACUAUCACCACCAAGCGGCCGUGGCGGCGGCGGUUCAUAGUUUGCCCUCGAGUCCCGUCAGUAGACCGCCAAUGUCGGGGUUGGUAUGA
Messenger RNA from Anoplophora glabripennis (Asian longhorned beetle), 1323 nucleotides. RefSeq names its product homeobox protein Hmx (gene Hmx). Gene Ontology annotation, molecular function: RNA polymerase II transcription regulatory region sequence-specific DNA binding; DNA-binding transcription factor activity, RNA polymerase II-specific. NCBI's taxonomy places the organism in Eukaryota, Metazoa, Arthropoda, Insecta, Coleoptera, Cerambycidae. Gene Ontology annotation, cellular component: nucleus. The record is from RefSeq and is a predicted model, not a curated record. The coding region runs from base 1 to 1323 and encodes 440 amino acids. Gene Ontology annotation, biological process: regulation of transcription by RNA polymerase II. The transcript has 3 exons.